Molecule: messenger RNA, 1530 nt
Organism: Serendipita indica DSM 11827
Lineage: Eukaryota; Fungi; Basidiomycota; Agaricomycetes; Sebacinales; Serendipitaceae
Source: the annotation of a GenBank genome assembly
AUGCGUCUCUCGCUUUCUUUUACAGUCUUGCUUGCUUCCCUCACCCGCGUCCUCGCUGCCGCUGAGUCGGACGUGCUCGACUUGACGGCGACAAACUUCGAGUCGGUCGUCAAUCCGGCAGAUCUCAUUCUCGUCGAGUUCUUUGCCCCAUGGUGCGGCCACUGCAAGAACCUCGCGCCUCAGUAUGAAGAGGCUGCCACCACUCUCAAGGCGAAGAAUAUCCCGCUCGCAAAGGUUGACUGUGUUGACCAAUCUGAGCUCUGCCAAACCCAUGGCGUCUCUGGCUACCCGACCCUCAAGGUCUUCCGCAAGGGUACUCCCACCGACUACCAGGGCCCUCGUAAGGCUGAUGGCAUCGUCAGCUACAUGGUCAAGCAAUCUCUUCCUGCCGUUACCAACGUCAAGGCUGCAGAUCACGCCGAGUUCAUCAAGGCCGACAGGGUCGUUGCUGUCCUCUAUGUCAACGAAGAGGAGGAGCCUCCGGCACCCAACUUCGUGAAGACGGCUGAGAAGCACCGCGAUGACUACUUGUUCGGUAUGGUCACGGACGCAGAAGUCGCCAAGGCUGCUGGUGUCACCCCUCCGGCUUUGGUCGUCUAUAAGAAGUUCGACGAUGGUCGCGUCGACUAUCCUUCGGCAACCGUCUCCUCUGUCACAGACGCCAAGUUGGUCAGCUGGUUGAAGGAGAACUCCGUCCCACUCCUCGACGAGGUUUCGGGUGAAAACUACAGCCUCUACGCCGAGAGCGGUCUCCCAUUGGCCUAUGUCUUUGUGGACCCGUCCGCAGAGGGCAAGGAUGCGUUUGUCGAGACGUUCAAGCCCCUCGCCAAGUCGUACAAGGGCAAGAUCAACUUUGUCUGGAUCGAUGCCAUCAAGUUUGGCGAGCACGCAAAGAUGAUGAACCUCCAAGAGGCCAAGUGGCCCUCGUUUGUCAUCCAGGAUAUCGAGAAGCAGCUCAAGUGGCCAUUCGACCAGAGCAAGGAGCUUACCAUCGAAGAGGUCGCUCACUUUGUCAAGGCUUACUCCGAGGGCCGCAUCGCGCCUUCGUUGAAGAGCCAGCCUAUCCCGGAGACCCAAGACGAGCCCGUCUUCACCUUGGUGACCAAGGAAUUCGACCAGGUCGUUUUCGACGAGUCGAAGGACGUCUUCGUCGAGUUCUACGCUCCCUGGUGUGGUCACUGCAAGCGUCUCAAGCCAACUUGGGAUCAGCUCGGUGAGAAGUACGCCGCGGUCAAGGACAAGCUCGUGAUCGCCAAGAUGGACGCCACCGAAAACGACAUUCCUCCUUCGGCACCCUUCCGUGUCGCUGGCUUCCCGACUCUCAAGUUCAAGCCAGCCGGUGGUCGCGAGUUUAUCGACUAUGAGGGUGACCGCUCGUUUGAAUCGCUCGUCGAGUUUGUCGAGAAGAACGCUAAGAACUCGUUGAAUGUUCCAGCUCAGGAUACUGCUGCUGCUGCGAGCACACCCGUCGCCGCCGAGACUCCAGUCGCCACCCAGGACACGCAAGGGCAGACCCACGUCGAGCUCUAA